This is a messenger RNA of Serendipita indica DSM 11827, 4260 nucleotides long. The record is from the annotation of a GenBank genome assembly. Lineage: Eukaryota; Fungi; Basidiomycota; Agaricomycetes; Sebacinales; Serendipitaceae.
AUGUCGGGCCCAAGUUCAUCCAAACCAAAGAAGCAGCGCAAAAAUGUCGACUCUUUGGCACCCUCGUCUUCUGCCCAAGGCUCGAGCAAGAAGGCUCAAAUGUACAACACGGUCAAUGUCGGUCUCACCGUAGGGGCGAAUAUCGCCGAGGCAUCAGAUAUACUGGCUCCUCUCAAGGCAGCUUGUCUGACAACAAAAACGAUCCUCGAAGUCGCACAGGCAAACAGCAAUCAAGAGGGAUGGACAGACCUCAUGCGACGGCUCAAGGAGUACAUGUCUGCACUCAAAGAACAAAUCACCUUGUUGGAGACAUACCCCCAAGAAGACAGGGCCGUCGACGAGGCAUUCCUCCAGCCACUCAUCCAUUAUGUCGAAUUCCUCGAGACUGUGCAUGAUAUGGUCAUCGAUCUAAAGGACAAACGCAGCCGCAAGAAACUUGAUCUCUUCAAGGCGUUUACAAAGGUGAAAGUAGAUGCGGGAGAGAUCUUGAAAAUGAAUCGUGAUAUCGAGGAUCGGCAUAGGCAACUCAUGGAGGCGUUGGGUAUUUUCACUGCACUACGCGUUCAAGUUGUAGAUAAAACUACCAAAGCCACAGAAGUCAAGUUAGACGUCACAAAAGCAUACGUGGAAGCUACCAAGGCUACGGUCGAGGCUGCAGAGGUCAAUAUCGAGGCGACCAGAGUGACUGUCGAUGAGACCAAAGCGACUGUCGAUGAGACUAAGGCCACCGUCGACGCCACCAAAACAGACGUUGAAACACUUUUGACAGACGUGGAUGCACAUGCAAUCCUUCAGCUCCCAACAGUCGCAUUCGUAGCUUCUUCGGUCCACAAUCCGUGUCUACAAGGAACGCGCGAGGCGGUCCUCAACACAAUUUGGCAAUGGGCCGAUGACGAUACAUCGGACAAGCCGAUAUUUUGGCUUUGUGACAUAGCCGGCUCCGGCAAGUCGACCGUUGCAAUGACGGCGGUCGAAUCAUGGCGGAGUAAGGGAGUGCUGGGCGGUCGAUUCUUCUUCUCCAUAGCGAGCAACGAAGCAUCUACCACCGACAAGUUCUGCUCGACCAUAGCACGAGACCUCGUGCAUCACAUACGCGAGCUCGCGCCGCAUGUCGCUGGGGCCGUGAAGCAGAACCCGUCUUUCAUGCGAUGUUCUCUUGACGAGCAAUUCGGGAUGCUUGUUACUGGUCCUCUCCGAAAUCGGCAAGGGCGCGUGAUUUUUGUCAUCGACGCUCUUGAUGAAUGCAAGUCUGCAACACAGCGAAAGGAACUCGUCGAAGCUCUCUCUACGGUCGUUCAAAAGAGCAGAAACCUUAGGAUAUUCAUUACAAGCCGGCCAGAUCCCGUCAUACAAGCAGUCCUAGGGCCGCUUUCAAUCAAGGCCAAGUUGGAGGACCGCCUCCACGAUGUCAAUCAUCGCGACAAUAUCGACGACAUUGCGAGCUACGUACAUCAUUCACUAGAUGGAGUCCUUUCGGAAGACAGGAGAGCGAAGAUGGUCAAAAAGGCCAAUGGAUUAUUCAUCUGGGCAAGCACUGCCUGCCGAAUGCUCAAUAGCGUGACCAGCUUGAGCCCGCCUGAGGAUAUAUAUGACAGCUUGAUGUCCAUGGAAGAAGGCGGAGUCAUAGACGACGUAUAUGCUCUCGUCUUCGAGCGUACGGAUCCCAAAUACUCUGCGGUGAUGUGUGCAAUGCUCGCGCUCCUGCUCGCUGCAUUCGAACCUCUCACCAUAGACGAUCUGGAUGAUCUACUGAAGAACUCCAAAGUACGAGGAAGUGCCAAGGCGUUGAUCCAGAAUCUGGGAAGCGUACUUACCACAGAUUCGACUACAAACCUCAUCCAAUUUCGCCAUCCCACUCUCGUUGAGUACCUUCGGCACUGUGUCGGCAGCCCAGCUGCCGAUAGCCGCUAUCAACUACGUCUCAAUAUAGCCAAUGCACAUAGUCAAGCGGCGUCCUGGUGUCUGAAAUAUCUCAAAUCGCCAACGGAAGGUCUCAGGUUCAACAUAUGUCAAAUCGAGUCAUCUUUCCAUCUGAACAGGCAGAUACCUGAUCUUGAGACUCGAGUAUCUAAGUACAUUUCACGACGACUUCGAUAUGCGAGCUCUCAUUGGUUGUUUCAUAUAGCGGACGCUGAGAACAACUCGUGGUCCCCGCUCGAGAACGAACUCCGACACAUCAUCCAAGUUCCAUACGUGUUUUACUGGAUGGAGAUCCUAAGUGUCACCGGCGGAAUCCCACGAGCGAUAGCUGGGCUUCGGGCCAUUACACGCCACACACAACUUGAGGCUAAGACAAAAGGCGAUCUAGAAGAGAUCCGACGGUUUAUCAUGACAUUUUCUGUGGCAAUACAGGACAGCGCCCCACAUAUUUAUGUUUCUGCUCUUCCAUUCGCUCCGAAGAAGUCACUAUUGCACAUUCAGGGCAUCAAGAAGUAUAGCGGCACACUGAGGGUGACCAAAGGGCUUGAGGAAGCGUAUCCUGGGCUCCCCAGUUUUCUUCGGGGGCACGAAGGCGCCGUUUAUGCCGUCGGAUUCUCGCCAGAUGGCUCACGAAUCGUCUCUGGCUCCUCCGACAAGACGCUUCGACUCUGGGAUGUGGACACUGGACAGCCAGUUGGAGAGCCACUUCGAGGUCAUGGAGACUGGGUUCGUGCCGUCGGAUUCUCGCCAGAUGGCUCACGAAUCGUCUCUGGCUCCUCCGACAAGACGCUUCGACUCUGGGAUGUGGACACUGGACAGCCAGUUGGAGAGCCACUUCGAGAUGGCUCACGAAUCGUCUCUGGCUCCUCCGACAAGACGCUUCGACUCUGGGAUGUGGACACUGGACAGCCAGUUGGAGAGCCACUUCGAGGUCAUCAAGGCAGCGUUUUGGCCGUCGGAUUCUCGCCAGAUGGCUCACGAAUCCCAGUUGGAGAGCCACUUCGAGGUCAUCAAGACACCGUUUGGGCCGUCGGAUUCUCGCCAGAUGGCUCACGAAUCGUCUCUGGCUCCUCCGACAAGACGCUUCGACUCUGGGAUGUGGACACUGGACAGCCAGUUGGAGAGCCACUUCGAGGUCAUCAAGGCAUCGUUUUGGCCGUCGGAUUCUCGCCAGAUGGCUCACGAAUCGUCUCUGGCUCCGACGACAACACGCUUCGACUCUGGGAUGUGGACACUGGACAGCCAGUUGGAGAGCCACUUCGAGAUGGCUCACGAAUCGUCUCUGGCUCCUCCGACAAGACGCUUCGACUCUGGGAUGUGGACACUGGACAGCCAGUUGGAGAGCCACUUCGAGGUCAUCAAGGCACCGUUUGGGCCGUCGGAUUCUCGCCAGAUGGCUCACGAAUCGUCUCUGGCUCCUCCGACAAGACGCUUCGACUCUGGGAUGUGGACACUGGACAGCCAGUUGGAGAGCCACUUCGAGGUCAUCAAGACACCGUUUGGGCCGUCGGAUUCUCGCCAGAUGGCUCACGAAUCGUCUCUGGCUCGGACGACAACACGCUUCGACUCUGGGAUGUGGACACUGGACAGCCAGUUGGAGAGCCACUUCGAGGUCAUCAAGGCAUCGUUUUGGCCGUCGGAUUCUCGCCAGAUGGCUCACGAAUCGUCUCUGGCUCGGACGACAACACGCUUCGACUCUGGGAUGUGGACACUGGACAGCCAGUUGGAGAGCCACUUCGAGGUCAUCAAGGCACCGUUUUGGCCGUCGGAUUCUCGCCAGAUGGCUCACGAAUCGUCUCUGGCUCCUCCGACAAGACGCUUCGACUCUGGGAUGUGGACACUGGACAGCCAGUUGGAGAGCCACUUCGAGGUCAUCAAGGCACCGUUUGGGCCGUCGGAUUCUCGCCAGAUGGCUCACGAAUCGUCUCUGGCUCCUCCGACAAGACGCUUCGACUCUGGGAUACCGUUUGGGCCGUCGGAUUCUCGCCAGAUGGCUCACGAAUCGUCUCUGGCUCGGACGACAAGACGCUUCGACUCUGGGAUGUGGACACUGGACAGCCAGUUGGAGAGCCACUUCGAGGUCAUGGAGACCGGGUUCGUGCCGUCGGAUUCUCCCCUGAUGGCUCAGGAGCUGUCUCAGGCUCGUACGAUCGAACAAUUCGAUUGUGGGAUGCAGGGGCAGGUACCAAUGUGGACAAUUUCACGCAGGAUGAUAGGAGCCCGCAUUCACGUUCACAAGAGGAAUUAGAGGCGAUGGCUGGGUUCAAUCUUCCGGUAGUUUUCUGUUCUGGGUCCCGCCAGACAACCGCCAUGGAUUACAACAUCGACGUCUUCUUCUGA